This is a messenger RNA of Apis cerana (Asiatic honeybee), 6408 nucleotides long. RefSeq names its product actin maturation protease. NCBI's taxonomy places the organism in Eukaryota, Metazoa, Arthropoda, Insecta, Hymenoptera, Apidae. The record is from RefSeq and is a predicted model, not a curated record.
UAAUACUUUUAUUAUUAUCACUAUUUUUUGUCAAAACAUUACAUCACAUAUUAAAAUAUACUACAUUUUGUGAAAUUGUUUUAAAAGUACACUGUACACUGUGAAUAUAAUAUUUAUUUAGUAUUUGGACUAAAUAUCACGAUACGUUAUAGUUUUAAAAUAUUAUUCUUAUACUUCUGAUCAUGCGCAAGUAUAAUAAAGAAAGACAAUUAAUCAGAAAAAGAUAGAAAUAGAAUAAAAAUAUAGAAAUCAACGCCAUCUUUAGAGUGCCGCAAAUGAAACUAACAUAGACAAGGAGAAAAAAUAAUAAAAGAAGGACAGAUAUAAAAUAAGAAUUGACAUUUAACGCCAUCUUAAGAAUUUCAAAGAUAUUUCUUUUAAACAACCUUUGUAAAGAACUUAAGAGAUGGCGAUAGUUUUUAAUUCUUAUCCUACUUUAUCCUACUUUUAAAAAGAUACCAUAAAUACACACAAGAUGAUGUUGAUAGUUAAUUCCUAUUCUAUCUCUAUCUCUAUUCUCUGGCAAUUUGCUCUUUCUAUUUUAUUCGCGGCAUUCUAAAGAUGGCACAAAUUUAACUUUUUUCCUUUUUAAUUACAUAAAUUUUUUAACUUUAUCCCUUCCCAUAUCCAUAUUUGUUUGAAAAUUUGAAGCUUUACUUUCUAUUCUCUAUACUCUCUAUUAUACUUUUUCCAUCUUUUUUAAAAAAUAUCUUUAAUUCUUAAAAGAUGGCAUUAAUGAUUAAUUCUUACUUUAUUUCUAUCUUUUUCCCAUUAUUUUUUUUCUUCAUUUAUAUAGUUUCAUUUACGGCACUCAAUAGCACUGAAUUUCCAAUUUUUAUAUUAUCUCUGUCUUUAUUUUUUCUCAUUAUUUUCUUUUUUUAUCUAUAUUUAUUCCAUAAAAUUCAUGAAAAAAAAUUCAUUCAAGAGAAAAAUUUUUGAUUAACUUUAUUGUCUUCGUUGUUUAAAUUAUUAAUUAUAAAUCUUAAUAAUAAAAAUUUACUUGAUCCUAUUUUUAUCUAUGUAUUAUAUACAAAAUAUAUUGUAUUAUUGAUCUAUCUUAAAUAUAUUCUGAUUUUUGACUUUGAUAUUCUAUAUAAUUAGUAUUUUAGAAUAUAAGACACAAAAUUUCAUAAGAUAUGUAAGUCUAUUCUGUAUUUUGUUUGUGGUCUUCGGUUUCGAUCCUUUUGUAAGACGGUACGUUCAAUAUAUAUGCAGCAUUUCAGUGUACUGAGCUAUUCUGUGUUUCUGAUCAUUCUAUGGUACUAGUCAAUGAUUGGUUUAUUUGAAAUGCCUCAACCAAUCAAUUUUCGUAACACUAUCAAAACCGUACGAAAGGCUUUAUCUAUGAUAGUAGUAUAAAGUAUGGUCUCAUGCGAUACAUACCGAAAUCCCCGCACCUGUUUCAGUAGAGUCGAAGUAAAAAGAGAUAAACAAUAUAUUUCCCGAGGCUAGGGUUCUUGCAAACAAUGCACUUGCCCAAACUGGUGAAUCAUCUUUAGAACUGCAGCAUCAACGAGAAAUUUCUUAUCAGACUGUAUAUCGUGAUAGAAGCCUACGAAUAAAGGCACAGUGCGCUAUGCCAACCUGAGAUUUUUCUCAUAGAGGAUUUAAUUUGCAAUCGUAUUGAGAGAAUAAUUGUUAUUCGUUCGAGAAUUAUCGUGCAUUCGAACGUACUCUAAAUAUCAUCACGUCAACGUACUUGAGUGUUAAUUCUAAUUUUUACUAAAGAAUUACAUAAUAUAUGUGCAUGAGUCACAGGGUGAAUAGGGGGGACGUGCAAACGUCAAAAUCGUGCUGCAGCGAUUUUCUUGCAGUUUAGGUACGGUAAACAAAUACUGAUACGAUUGAUUGAUUGUUUGAUCUAAAUUAGAUCAUACAACAUAUAAUAUUGAAUUGGUAAUCAUUACUUGACAUGUAUAUUAUCGUUAACUGCUAUACUGUUCGAUGUCGAUCGUAUGAUGUGCUGCCAUUAGAAAUUUUGCAGCGAGUACAUUCUCAUAUUAAAGUUCGUAAGAAGUAUUAAAUAUAUCAUGGAAUGAAGUAAAGAUAUUACUGCUGGUUAUCGCGCAACAUAAUCGAUUUUGUAAAAACAAUUACUCUUGAUGCUUGAAUCUGGGCAAGAACCUAUAAUAAGGUUGCAAUGAACAAGAAGCAUUAUGCAACUUUCCAGUGAGCAGGAAGAAUACUACUAAGAAAUGGCAAUAUCCAAAUUGAAAAUACUAAAGUGUAGGUGCAUGAUUUUAUAGCUGUGGAAACUAUCAUCGUCUUAUUUAUAACUUACAACCAGUUUGCCAGAGGCACCUAUGUGUGAAAAAACUGAAGUCAGUGAUGCAGAUUCCCUGCCUCCUUGGGCCAAAAUUACCCUUACAUCUGCCGAGGCAGAAAUUGAAAAGCUGAUAGCUCGAAAUGAGUUGAAAGAUGCAGAAGUCACAUAUUUUUGUCAAGUUGAGCCCAUUUUGCAAGAUGGACCACAAUGUGGUUUAGUUGCACUUGCUAUGGCAUCACAAGAAUAUACAAAGCCAGUUUCAGUGAGUCAACUUUUAGCUGAAGCUCGUGUAAGAGGUUUCACUCAACAUGGAGAAGUAUACAGUGUUGAUUUCAUGGGUACACUGGCAGCUGAAUAUUUACCUGAUCAUAGACCAGAUAUUUUAGUAGAUUUACAGCAAUGCCCAGAUACAUUGACACAUGCUUUAGCUCAUGGUGCAAUGGUAUUAAUUCCAUAUGAUUCUGAUUUCAAUCAUGCUCCAUGUUUAAAAAGAGGUCAUAAAGCUCAUUGGGCACUACUUGUGGGUCUAAUUUCAUCAAGACAAGGAUAUCAUGUCUUAGCACGUCACGGAAAAUCACGUCAUUUAGCUUGUUGGCCCUUGCGUGAUUUAAUCGAAAGCAAUGGUAAUUUAGAAGAGGAAGGAACAGCUAGACAUGCUGGAGGAUAUGUAAUACCAAAAGGAGGAGUCGGAGGUCAGAGAGGUUUACGCGGUAGGGCACUGGCGUUGCAUCCAUACAUAUAAGAUCAUGUACAAGAAUUGUAGGUAAUUAAUAUCACAGCGAAAGACAGAAAUUAUUAUUAUAAUAUUACCGUAUCCACGUUACAGUAUAUGGUAAAUAUUCAAAAGCAUAACGUUUGCACAGCUGCUAUGAAAUUUAAUUAUUUGUAAAAUCGUGAUGCUUUUAAGUAACAUAUGUUUCAACUUGCGAUGCAUUUUCGGUCAACAUUCGAUGAGGAAUAAUAAAAUCCUCAAAUUCGGCAUUAGGUGUAAAAUGGGCGAUAUAUCAUUCGUUGACACAGUGUAAAUAAUGAUUUAUUAUGUAUGUUUGAUUUAUAUGCACUUGAAUGGUAUGAAAGGUUUUUCUUUCGUUAUUUUGACGUAUCGAGCUUUUCCUGUGGUACUAUAUGUGCUGAGCGUAAAUUGAGAAAAAAAACGAGCAUGUACACGUGCAUGAAAGAAACAAACGUGAAAAAGAAAAGUCGAUAAAGAAUAUUUGCAUAAAAUAAAUAUCUACGUGUAUUAGCUAGGAUUUAUCGUAAUACUAGCCGAAACAAAAAGAUCUAAGUAUAUUUAUUUAGCGAAAAAAUAGAUUUUCAAUUAAUAAUUAUGGAUCUUUGUUUUAUGUUAACAUUGUGAAUAAAGACUAAAUCUGUAGCAAGAUUCUCGCAAUUGCAUUUGAGGCAAUACAACUUAAUAAUCGUGUAUUAUAUUAAAUUGUUGGGCGCAUUGCUUUUAAGAUGCGGAGUAAAUUAUUAUAUUAAAUAUAGAUAAUAUAAUAAUUUAAAUAUAAUAGAGAAAAUGACAAGUUUCGCAUGUUUCGAAAAAACUAAGAAAUUUUUUAUUAUUUAAUAUAAAAAAAGCAAUUUACUUUGAAAUUUAUUACAUAUCAUUUUUAUAUUUAUACGAAACAGUUUUUCAAGUUUUAUUCAUAAGUACUGAUUUACAAUUUAUAAAUUGCCUAAUAGCGAUAAUUAAUUAUAUAUAUAUAUAUAAAUUACCACAGAUAUUCAUUAUCUUUGAAAUUAUAUAUUAAAAUUCAAAUUAAAAUUGUAUCGCUUUUGUGAUACAUUAAAUUUUAAAGUUAAAUUUGGCAGCUAUACUAUUUUUUUAUCAAUUAUAUACAUAUAUAUGCAAAUUUACUCUUAAAAUUAACAUUUUAUAUUAAUUUUAUAUAUAUAUAUAUAUUAUUCAGUUAUUCCAGAAGUCUUGGAAGCAACGCGCUUUAAAGGAAUGAUUCUUACUAUGUAGAAUUCUACAAUAUGUUUGUUUUACUAUGUAUUUAUCGGUAUGUAAAGUACGAAUGUAAUCUUUAUUAAUAUCGAUACGUAACGAUCUAAAAAAAACUAUGAAAACCUGGAGAUACCUUAUAACUGACUGAUUCUCUUCAGUUGUGUGGUAUCUUAAGUGUUUUUUAUCAAAUUCGUCGGAUAAAAAAAGCGUAAAACAAGUUUGAAAGAGAUAUAUUAUUUGUAGACUUCCUUGAGUGGUUUCGAAUCGAAUACAAACAACAAAAAGCAAAAAAGGUUUAAAAUGAAAUGAAAAUAAUAAAAUAACUGUACCCAAGUGCCGCAAAAUAAUGAGGUUCAUUCAUUAAACAUGAGAAUAAUUGUAUACCGUGCCUAUUCUCACAUCAUGAUGCUUCUUCGAUUUGUUAACCGGUCGCAAUCAAAAAUACUCUUGUAAAGAAACGAAUGCUAUUUAUUGGUGCACGCAUGUAAGUGAUUCUUUUCGUUUCCGUAAUGUUUCUAACGAUAAUCAAAAAGAAAAAAAAAAAUACGUAUUUUUCUUGCUCUAACUUUAUGAAGUCGUACGAAUCUCAUAAUAGAAAAUAGGAGAAGUUUCAAGCGUAUAAAAAUAUAAAUACGUCUUCCGUUACUUACCACGAUACAGUGUUUUCAUAGAAUCGGAGGAAAAUCAAGUUGAACUUUUAUUUUAAAGCAUUUAACAAAACUUAUUAUUAUAUUUGUAUACUUCUAAUCAAUAGAAAAAUUAAUUUUGAUUAAUGAAAGCUUUUUAGUUUUUUCGGAAAUUUUUUAGUUGUACCGAUAUGUAUUAUCAUCGAUAUAUUGAAUCAUUUCGAUGUAUCAAAUUUAUGUGAUUUGACAACUGCAAAAAAUCAACGCAACAGAGCCAAGAGAAAAGAGCGGUACGUGUAUCGUGUUACGUUAUAAGAGAUUAAUAAUUGUGAUCAUUGUUAACACACUUGUUUCUUUUUUCUGUAACUCGCGUAUUUUACUUGAUUUGUUGUCGGUAUUUAGCUUUAAACGUGAUACAAAUAUAAAGAGAUGUUAUCAUUUAAAGGCAUGUUUUCAUUAAGAUUAUAAUUUCUAUAUUCCGUAUAUUAUAUGCUAUACUUUCUUUCUCUAUCUCUCUAUCUCUUUCUUCCGAUGCGAUUCUUAAAAAAUGAUAUCGAAAUGUUGACUGUAUCGGGUAUGGUUGGUGCUAAGAAUUUUCUGAAUUAGCGAAAGAAAUGUGUGCCAAUCUAUAUCUUUCAAUCACGAAAUUCUACGCGAUGAAAGUUGUUUCACUUCUUCCCUGUUACGAAUUUAAAAAUUCUUAGUGAUAUUUGAAAAGAAAAAAAAAAAAAUGAAGAAUAAUAUAGGAAAAAGAAUAAUAUAGGAAGAAGAUAUUAAAUUCUUCGGAUGGUACAGGUGCACUGGGAUUUGUAAUAGAAUAUCGAAAACUGCGUUACAUUUAUAUUUCAAGCUUACAAACAUCAACAACAUAGUUUUUUCCACUUUUAUCUUUUAAAAUUGUAACUUCUCCUUAUUGUUGCUUUCGUUUUUCUAAGCAUACAGAAUUAUUACCACAAGUCUUCACUAUUUUCUAAUUAUAUCCACUUGUGUCCUGAGAUGCGACUGCGAAUUAUCAACGCCUUUCUUGUUUCUCGUCUUCUGUAAAUAUAAAGGGAUCUUUAAACGAUUCACUCGCACGACGAGAAUUUAUCAGUUUCAUCGCUGGAACAACGAUCUUUAUACACGCUUCCUUUUUAUAUUUUCACUUUGAUCAUGAAAAAUCAUAUAAAUCAUAUAAAAAUCAUAUAAAUAUAUUCACGCGGAUGCCACUAGAUAAAUAAUUAUAUAUAUAUAUAUAUUUCUCUAUAAAACGAAGCUAUACAAACUAUUUUGCCGUUUUAUAUUGUAUUCUGCAUAGAUAUAUAUACAUAUACAUACAAUCAUGUAUAUAUGUAUAUGUAUAAAAAGAAAAGAAUAUUCUGUACAACGAUACACAGCGAUUCACAGUAUAAAACGACUACGUGUUACGCCCAGGACACAAGCCGUCUCUAAUUAUUCUAUAGAUUAAUAACAAUGAUAUCCUGUAUCCGAACAUUACGUUUAUAAUAAUAUGUAUCACAUAUAGGUAUUUCAUGUUCAUUAUAUCAACAAUAGGGGAGUUGAAUUAAAAAAAAGGCUACCGUUCA